Phytophthora sojae is the source of this 1605-nucleotide messenger RNA. RefSeq lists its product as hypothetical. Bases 1 to 1605 code for a protein of 534 amino acids. The transcript is spliced from 2 exons. Lineage: Eukaryota; Oomycota; Peronosporomycetes; Peronosporales; Peronosporaceae. The record is from RefSeq and is a predicted model, not a curated record.
AUGAUGGAAGCGGCGACGGAGGAAGAGCGAGAGGUGGCGACGGCGUCCGCCGCGCUGUUCGGCGGCGCCGAGGGCGAGCCGCGCUUCGACGAUGACGGGAUGGACGGGUCGGACCUGCCGCCGUCCUUUGCCAUGCCGCUGCUCGCGCGAGGCGACGAGGACGACGCAGCAGCAGAAGAAGAAGAAGAAGCAGGUGAAGGAGAAAGGGGCCAAGGAGAAGACGCGCAGACCAGGGCGACCCCAGCGGAAGCGGCUCAACCACCAAGCGAGAAGCAGGUGCAUAUCACCAAAUUGGAGGCAACUGACCCCGUUCCAGGCAGCGCAGACGUCGGCGUCGAGGCUCAGAGCGUCCAGACGCCCGCGCAGCAGCCACAGGAGACGGCAGCGGACGCCCAGCGCCAGCAAGAGCAACAGCCAGAUAACGGUCAGAAGGCCGCAGCACCGUCCCAACCUCCAGUGGAUGCUGACGCCGAUGCGGACGCCGCAGAGCGCCGCGGCUACCAGUGCCGCUUCGAGAACUGCCCCAAGUUCGCGCAGGCCGGCGGCCUCUGCAUCGCCCACGGCGGCGGCUACCGCUGCCAGACGCCGUUUUGCGCCUUCUUUAACUUGCGCACGUGUCCGGACCACGGCGGCUCCAAGCGCUGCGGGGUCACGGGCUGCACGCGCGUGGCGAUGGGCACGUCGGCCGUGUGCUGCGCGCAUGGCGGCGGCCGCAAGUGCUCCAUGAAGAAGUGCGACAAGUACGAUGCUGGCCAGGGCUUCUGCCUGGCCCACGGUGGCGGGCGUGACUGCACCGUGAACGGCUGCACCAAGAAGGCGAUCCGCUACGGACUGUGUAGCGGCCACGGCGGACGCGCGCGCUGCAAGGUGGAAGGCUGCACCAAGUACGAUCGAGGCCAGGGCAAGUGCAAGGCGCACGGCGGAGGCUACUUCUGCAAAGUACAGGGCUGUGGCAAGAAGGACAAGGGCGGCGGUCUCUGCGUCGCCCAUGGCGGCGGCAAGAAGUGCUACGUUGAAGGAUGCACGACGCCGUGUGUCGGCGGUGGUCGCUGCAAGUUGCAUGGCGGCGGGAAGCGGUGUCAGGCUGAAGACUGCCGCAACUGGGCUCUCAACGGCGGCCGAUGCAAGGAGCACGGCGGCACGGGCAAGCGCUGCUCGCGUCGCGGGUGCGACAAGCACGACCAAGGAGGCGGAUACUGCCUCGCGCAUGGCGGCGGCUUCACCUGUACGUUCCCGGACUGCACCAAGAAGCAGAUCCGCUUUGGCCGUUGCUGCGCACAUGGCGGCAAGCCGCGGUGUACUGUUGCAGGUUGCGAGCGGUUGAGCCAGUCUCGUGGACUGUGCAAGUCUCACGGCGGCACCAAGCCUUGCAGCUUCCCGGAGUGCACGCGCAAGGCCAACAGUGGAGGCCACUGCAUUCGCCACGGAGGCGGAGGUCGCUGCAAGACGGAGGGGUGCGUCAAGACGAACCGCGGCGGAGGCUACUGCAAAGCCCACGGCGGCGGCAAGAAGUGCACUGUGCCGGAGUGCAACGAGUGGGCCAUCGGAGGCGGCGUGUGCCCGCAGCACGAGAUCUUCGGGGAGGCUGCUGUUGUCUCUGUCUGA